AUGGCCUCUUUCAACACUUCGGUCCAGCCUGGAGACUAUUUUCAGACAGAUACUUCAAUAGCCGAGACGGAUAGAAAAUCCCGAAAGGCGGCGAAUAACAAAGGUGAUCCGGUCAAGUUCCCCACAAAGAUAUUGGCUGUUCAAGUCAACUAUCUGUUCGAUGCCAGCGGCGAUGUGUUGUUCGUCGCAGAGGCUGGUGGUUCAAUCAAAGGCCUGAGAUUGUCUACAAAUGAGAUCUCUUCUACUCCACGGGGUCCCCAGGCGCCCUUAACCUGCCUGGCAACACAGGCAACCAAAACAGCAUCUGACCCAUUCACCACAAUGCGCAUAUUUGCAGGCUGCUGGGAUAAAUCCAUCUGGAACUAUACGUUUCGAUUUGCCGAGCAGACGAAUCAGGGUCGCACUGUAACUGAGCAUACUUCGUUUGAGGCUCAUCGAGACUUUGUCAAAUGUCUUAUUGUUGCCCGGACUCCAGAUAAGCAGGAGAUACUUUUAUCAGGAGGAGCUGACGGUGAUAUACGCUUCUGGACGCUCGAUGGACAGCCAUGCGGCAGCUUGAAGCCUGCCUCCAGGGGGAUCGAGGAUUUGGCCCUGGACCCAUUAUCUUCGCCGGAUAAUCCGAUAGUAUUCUUUUCCACCUCGAAGCGAGAGAUCUUUUCCUUUGCCUUACCUGAAUUUUCCAAACUCAAAACCACUCAAAUUCAACUGUCAGCACCCAUACUGGCUCAUGAAACCAGUGUGUAUAAACUUCACUUUGAUGACGACGGGGAUCUUUGGACAGCCUCGGCUGACAAAACGGCAAAACAUCUGUCACGAAAUCAUAACUGGGCUUCAGACACGACACUGCAACAUCCAGAUUAUGUUCGAGACGUGGUGACCCAUGACGGUUAUGGCUGGGUGGUAACUGCUUGCAGGGACGAGGAGAUCCGGGUGUGGUAUAAAGCCACUGGGGACCUUCACCACAUAUUUACAGGACACUACGAGGAAGUGACUGGGUUGGCCUUGACAAAUGAUCUAGUUAUCAGUGUCAGCAUUGAUGCCACUCUACGAAGAUGGAGCCUUGCACCAGCAGAUCUUCAAGCGGCAGUUGAUGCAGCGAAGAACCCGCAAUUACUUGAACAAGAGCCCGAGCCUAGCAAUGAGCUGCCAAUGUUGACGGAAGAAGAGGAGGCCGAAUUGCGGGCGUUGAUGGAGGAGGAAGAAAGUGAGCUCUUGGAGAAAAUGGCUUGGGAUGAGCAAUGA
Exophiala bonariae is the source of this 1242-nucleotide messenger RNA. RefSeq lists its product as uncharacterized. The coding region runs from base 1 to 1242 and encodes 413 amino acids. NCBI's taxonomy places the organism in Eukaryota, Fungi, Ascomycota, Eurotiomycetes, Chaetothyriales, Herpotrichiellaceae. The transcript has 2 exons. Gene Ontology annotation, molecular function: protein binding. The record is from RefSeq and is a predicted model, not a curated record.